AUGGCCAACCUUCCCCCGCUAUCGACGAUCCCUUCCCUACCCCAAGAGACCCAGCUUCGGGUGCUCGAUACCCUCUUUGAACCCUCCCCAGAGCUCCACCAACUGAUGAUCCCUGUGCUGGCCAACCAGACCUUCUCUUCAUACACCAGUCUCAUCGAUGCUGUAGGGGGUCGUAUGUCUGCACUCUCAGCCCCGAAUUCUCCUACCGACCGGGACGUACUCUUUGGUAUUCUGGGAUCGCAUCCGCGUCUUGGCCGGGCCCCAGCCAACCCAGAACAUCUGAGCGAACUGAGUAAGAAGGAACAGGCCCAAUUGAAUGAAGGUGCAGAGGAACAGGCGGAGAAAUUACGAGCACUGAAUGCAAAAUACGAGGAGAAGUUUCCAGGGUUGCGGUUUGUCACAUUUGUCAAUGGGCGCAGUCGCGACGUGAUCAUGGUUGAAAUGCGCCAGCGCAUUGACCGGGCCAAUGCGGAGAAAGAGAUUGAAGAGAUCAUUCAGGGGAUGUGUGAUAUUGCAAAGGACCGAGCGAGAAAGCUUCAAUCACACAUUUAA
Penicillium verrucosum is the source of this 552-nucleotide messenger RNA. Its product is annotated as 2-oxo-4-hydroxy-4-carboxy-5-ureidoimidazoline decarboxylase. The record is from RefSeq and is a predicted model, not a curated record. The transcript is spliced from 3 exons. Lineage: Eukaryota; Fungi; Ascomycota; Eurotiomycetes; Eurotiales; Aspergillaceae. The coding region runs from base 1 to 552 and encodes 183 amino acids.